Phycodurus eques (leafy seadragon) is the source of this 4157-nucleotide messenger RNA. RefSeq names its product nuclear factor of activated T cells 2a (gene nfatc2a). Gene Ontology annotation, biological process: cytokine production; regulation of transcription by RNA polymerase II; calcineurin-NFAT signaling cascade. The transcript has 10 exons. Gene Ontology annotation, cellular component: transcription regulator complex. Gene Ontology annotation, molecular function: RNA polymerase II cis-regulatory region sequence-specific DNA binding; DNA-binding transcription factor activity, RNA polymerase II-specific; transcription factor binding. NCBI's taxonomy places the organism in Eukaryota, Metazoa, Chordata, Actinopteri, Syngnathiformes, Syngnathidae. The record is from RefSeq and is a predicted model, not a curated record. The coding region runs from base 212 to 2872 and encodes 886 amino acids.
GCCAGUUGUUCGUAUGAUGUGACAAUAGUUCCGCCUUCACACGCAAACAAGCAGGACAGGAAACAUGCGCACUUUUCCUCCCGGGUGAGAGUUAUUUUUUAUUUUUUUUAUUUUUUAUUUUUGGACUCCUGCUUGCGCGCUCUUGUCUGCGCCACCCCCCCCCUCCCCUCCCCUUUUCGUCCCGAGCCCGGACUCGACAGACGUUAGACAGAUGAGCUCCUUGUACGACCAGAACCGCUUGGAGGAGGAGCUGAGCCGGGUCAACUGCCCCGACGAGGAUCUGGACUUUGAGUACUUGUUUGAAUAUGAAGCAUCUUGCAGCAGCGAGGCUGAGGGAGGACGGCAAGAUGACCCGAAUCUUGCAUCUCACAAGGUCCUCAGUCCAGAGUCAGAGCAAGCCUUCCCCCUGGAGGACGUCUCCCUGUACGCGACUAAGUCCUGUAGUCGCUCCUACAUUGAACACCAGACUGAGGUUCUGACAGGAUAUGACACCCAGGAAGCCCGGAACUGCCUAGACAGUACCCGGCUCCCUGGUUUGGCCUUGAGCCCACGCAUCGAAAUCACCCCAUCCCGGGAGCACUACACCCACUCUGGCGAAUCCCUGCAGAACCACCACCCAAAAGUCAACAGUCCCCGACCCACCUUGACAGUGCCCGGCCAUGAGAACCUCUCCUACCGCGAGCCCCAAUGCCUGAGCCCUGCCAGCAGCAACUCAUCCACCAGCUGGCACUCGGAGAGCUACUCCCCUUGGGCGUCCCCCUGCGUGUCCCCAAGUAGCGGCCACAACCCUGGAGACCUGUGCCCCCGGUUACAGAACAUCCACACUGGCUCCCCUCGCACAUCCCCGGGCACGUCCCCAAGCUCCGGCCUAACUGAGGACGGCUACCUGGGAACGUGCUCACCCUCACCGCGUCCAGGCUCCUGCUCCACCUCCCCGCAGGGCAAACGCACUUACGACAUGUACAGAAAUCCCACUUUGGUGCCUGGCAUACGCUCGCGCAGCCCCUCCCCGCAUGGGGGCCACGAGGUUCACAACAUGGGGGCCCACAAUCCGCACAGCGCCUUGGCUGAAACCAUGAAUGGUUUUAGUUUGCCCACUAAACUAGUUAAGACUUCAAACCAGGUCUACACUCUGUACCAAGAGCAUCACAGUGAGGGGAACUACUUGGUGCCCUCUGACCAGGAUUUAAAAAGCAAACCUGCUCCAGAACCCUUCUUUGUCAUCCCUCCGAUCUGGUCAAAGCCGCUGGUCUCCAGCAUCUGCAGCAUCCCAUUGGCGUCCCUCCCCCCUCUGGAAUGGCCCAUGCCCAGCUGCACGGACCACUAUGAGCUCCACAUCGAGGUGCAGCCAAAGCCGCACCACAGAGCUCACUACGAAACGGAGGGAAGUAGAGGCGCCGUCAAGGCCCACACGGGAGGACACCCCGUGGUGCAGUUACGCGGCUACAAAGGCAAAGAGGCGCUUGGCCUGCAAAUCUUCAUUGGGACGGCAGACGAGCGCAUUCUCAAGCCGCACGCCUUCUACCAAGUGCACCGCAUCACCGGAAAGACAGUGACGACAAACAGUUUUGAGAAGAUCGUCAAUGGAACCAAAGUCCUGGAGAUGCCCCUAGAACCGAAGAACAACAUGAGAGCAAUAAUCGACUGUGCUGGUAUCCUGAAGCUGCGGAACGCCGACAUCGAGCUGAGGAAGGGCGAGACUGACGUCGGCCGAAAGAACACGCGCGUACGCCUCGUGUUCCGCGUGCACAUACCUCAGCCUGGAGGACAGCACGUCUCGCUACAAGUGGCCUCGCAUCCCGUUGAGUGUUCUCAGCGUUCAGCACAUGAACUUCCCAUCGUGGAGAAGCAGGACUCGGACAGCUGCCCCGUUCUGGGAGGCCAGCAGAUGAUCCUGAGCGGGCAGAACUUCAGCUCCGAUUCCAAAGUGGUUUUCAUGGAGAAAACGCAUGAUGGAAUGCAAAUUUGGGAAAUGGAAGCGACCGUGGACAAAGAUAAGAGCCAGCCAAGCAUGCUGUUUGUGGAGGUACCGUCCUACCGCGACUCGUCCGUCUGCCAUCCUGUCAAAGUGACCUUCUGUGUGGUCAACGGGAAGAGGAAGCGUAGUCAGCCCCAGCACUUCACCUACACACCACUGCAACCUCCAUCCAUCAAGACCGAACCCCUAGACGAGUAUGAAUUGGACCACAUGAGCUUUGCCAUGCCCCCCAUCAUGGGCAUACUCCCUCAUUCCUACUACCACAACCCACACAGCGUCCUCCAACCUGAUCACGGCCUCGUUUCCAGCAUGGCCUCCUGCCAGCGCCUUGGCUUCAGCCUCACAGGCCAAGAAUCCCGCUUCCCAAACCAAAGCCCGGCCAUUGUCUUCUCUCGCGCAGGGAAAAGCCUGAGCAACAGCUCGGGCACCUAUCAGCAGACUGGGCCAUUGAUCCCUGACCCCCACUGCUCUGUCCUGGUCCACACGGGUUCUCAAGCGCCAUCUGCCCCUCCAAUGGGUGCAGGGCAGAACCCUUCCAUUAUCCAGUUCUCCCCCACCAACCAGCACCUACUUCGGGCAGGAGACCAAACACAGCCUGACAACCAGCCCGUCCUUUACUGCGAAGGCUACUCUCCGCAGGGGACCCACCCAUCUCCGCCUCCCGAGGUGGCCGGGGACUCCUCUCAGCAAUACCCAACCGUUAUUCAGCAGCAGACGUACGCUCACAAGGGGCACCAGAAAGCCAGAGUACCUCCCGGGGGGACGCCAACAGAUAGCGCGAGGAGGGUGACAGUGAAGGAGGAGAACCUGGACCAGGCUUACCUAGAUGAUGGUGAGUUGAAUGAGAUCAUCUGCAAGGACCUGACUGGUGUUCAGACUCAAGGGCAGUCUUAGAGGACAGCGCCGAAGGAGAAAAUGGUGUCACACUCUGCGCCAGGCCCUCCUGGAAGCGCCUCCAUCGGCAACAGCAUCGGACAUUCUGGGUUUUGUGCACCAAUGCCAAUCCCCCCGACCCCCGGUCAUACUGUAGAAGCCCCUAUACAGACCACACAAAAACAGCUGGUAACUGUGCCUUAUUUUUGUUAAUAGAAGUAAUUUACCUCUUCUUGUUUACUAGUGAAUAAAUACAUGAAAAUUAUACAAACUUAAACGGUCGAUCAUCUCAAAAGUGCUGUUUGUAAUUAAGGUUAAAUGGAUGCCUUCACCAAAUGAACUUCAUGUUCAUGUGCACUAUGCAGUAUGUGUGUGUGUGUGUGUGUGUGUGUGUGUGUGUCCUUUGGAUAAUAUUCCAUUUUAUAUUUGUAAGGUGCAUAAUGCAUAAUAUUCAUGCAAAGUGUCUUUACAGGGCCUGUGAUGCUGCAUUUGGGGUGGUAGUUUGUGUUCAAAUUCUAAAUUCAGUGACAAUCUGCACUUUGACACAAUUUAAGUGGCCUUUGGAAAUUACAACUGCUUCUUUUUUAUGUGUGGUUCUCUUAACAUUUUCUUGUGUAUAUAGCAGAUUUUGUUUUAAUAUAAUGGCAGCAUAUUUCAUGCCAAAGUCUUGCCUAUGCACAAGAUUCUUGCAGCCCAUUGUAAACAGAGUACUGCAUCUGGUUCAUUAAUGUACACAUGUAAGGAUAUACGGGCUAUCCUAAAAUAGUUUGCUGUGACUGGAAAAGAAGAACGUUUUUUUCGUAUGUGUUCCAACCUAAUCAGACUCUUAAUUCCCUGAUGUGUUGAUGAAUUUGAAAAGCUGUAAAUGGGGUAAAACAGAAGUAUAAAGCAAGAUUUAAUCAGAGGCCGACCUAUUUUAUACAACAUAAUAUUGUGAUGUUUUAAUAUUACAUUGAUCUGAAUGAUGUUUCCCAUUGAGCCAGUACAGCACAAUUGCAGUUGCCUUAUCUUGAAUGUAUUCGCCCCAUUUUUUUUGGUAAAUAUUACCCUCAAAGUGCGAUUCUGAUGCUAGCGUAUGUGUAGCUUGUUAUCUUGUCUAAUGUCUUAUGUUUAUAUCAGGCAGCAUAUCAUUCUUUCUUUUUUUUUUUAAACAAGGGAACUGAAGGGAAUUAGGCCUCAUUAAUAUCUGGAAUCUUGUGUUUCAGUUCACUUGUUUAAUUUGAGUGAGCUUUUCUUAUUUACUGUUGAACUUUGAAUCUUGCUAUUUUUGUAUUCUUAAAAGUAGCAAUAAACUAUAUCCACAAUC